Messenger RNA from Anopheles darlingi, 464 nucleotides. Its product is annotated as ubiquinol-cytochrome-c reductase complex assembly factor 2. NCBI's taxonomy places the organism in Eukaryota, Metazoa, Arthropoda, Insecta, Diptera, Culicidae. The record is from RefSeq and is a predicted model, not a curated record. The transcript has 2 exons. The coding region runs from base 116 to 442 and encodes 108 amino acids. Gene Ontology annotation, biological process: mitochondrial respiratory chain complex III assembly. Gene Ontology annotation, cellular component: mitochondrial matrix.
GGCUGUCAAAAUGGCGUUGAAAUCAAAACAAACGCGCACGGAUUUUCAGAAAAAAGUGUUACAUCUCUGGUGAAAUUCGAUGAAGAACGCACAAUAGGUCGCGGUAGUGGAAAUUAUGUCCCAACACUACAAGAACUUCCUCAGUCUGCUGGAGCGGUGGCCGCUGGACAAGAGCAAAGUAGGCCGUGAUUUGGGGCAGUAUUUGCGGGAUCAGCUGAAGGCGGUACUUGGAUCGUCGAACAUUAUCGCCGUGAAGGACGACCGGUUGAACGGCCAGUUCCGGGCGCUGGAGAACAUCGUGAACGACGUACACGCCAAGAAGUAUCCGCGUACGCUUAGCUCUACCGCCACCGGUCUGUCGGGCGAACAGUGCCGUGAAGUGCUGUCUACCGAGUUCCUGCAGAUAUUGCAAAACAAGCAGAGUAGCAAAAAGGAGGAAUAAGGGAGUCACGAUGAUGUGGACG